ACUCUCAACCCUAUAAAAGAAGAUGAUGGACAGCAGACGAAAAUACUAUGCAGACAGCCCAUCCAUAUAUAUAUAUAUAUAUAUAUAUACACACAUAUAUAUUUCUGAGGUAGACUUUAUUGUGUUCUUGUUGGUGCUUCUACCAGAUUGGUGUAUUGAUAAUUCAUUCAACCAUCAAAUAAGUAUGUCUGAUGCAGUGAGGGAGGCGAGGCCGGUUGUCAGAAAGUUUCUUGCCAGGCAACAAAGGGAAGGCGUUGGAGCUGUCGUCCGGAGAAGCAUUGGCAGGCCUGAGAUAAAAUAUUUUGACCCUUUUCUUGCACUGGAUGAGUUCUCAGUAACAGUACCUGGUGGAUUUCCUGAUCAUCCACAUAGAGGUGGUUUUGAGACUGUCACCUACAUGUUGCAGGGAGCCAUAACACAUGAAGAUUUUGAGGGACACAAGGGCACAAUAGAAGCUGGCGACGUGCAAUGGAUGACUGCCGGCAGAGGUAUUGUGCAUUCCGAAAUGCCGGCAGGUGAGGGCACUCAAAAAGGCCUACAGCUCUGGAUCAACCUCUCCUCUAGGAUCGAGCCGAGGUAUCAAGAAAUGUGUAACACCGACAUUGCAGAAGCUGCAAGAGACGGCGUCAAGGUGAGAGUGAUAGCAGGGGAGGCAAUGGGAGUAAGUUCUACGGUUCAUACUAUAACACCUACAAUGUACUUAGACUUCACUAUCAAGCCGGGAUCACAUAUCCGGCAGGCCAUACCGCCUACAUGGAAUGCAUUUGUGUAUACUCUAGAGGGUGAGGGCACAUUCGGGAAUUCCCGAUCCACGCCUGUUUCCCCACACCACCUGCUCCUGCUAGGCCCGGGGGACGGGCUCAAUGCAUGGAACAGGUCGGGGAGAGCAAUGAGGUUUUUGUUGGUCGGGGGAGAGCCUUUGGAGGAGGCUGUGGUGCAACACGGGCCGUUUGUGAUGAACAGCCAAGAGGAAAUAGAACAGGCUGUGGAAGAUUAUGAGAGCUGUAGCAAUGGAUUUGAGAAAGCAAGAUGCUGGAAAUCUGAAUUAAGUACUGCAUUUGGUUACUGAUAUUAUGGUUUUAUUUUUUACGGCCAAGAAGAAAUCAAUGAAUAUUAUUAUUAUUAUUAUUAUUAUUA
This is a messenger RNA of Andrographis paniculata, 1137 nucleotides long. Its product is annotated as pirin-like protein. The coding region runs from base 23 to 1069 and encodes 348 amino acids. The transcript has 6 exons. The record is from RefSeq and is a predicted model, not a curated record. Lineage: Eukaryota; Viridiplantae; Streptophyta; Magnoliopsida; Lamiales; Acanthaceae.